AUGGAGAUCACGCCUGCUGGCUGCGAUGGCGACCAUGGGAUUCCUGAACACCUGUUCAUUUGCCCUGAACUUUACAUGGCAGCAUUUCAUGGGCACACCGACGAGGUGAUCAGUCUCUUGGAAGGAAGCAGUGGCGGCGCUGCCGUUGAUGCAGCGAGCAGCCGGCCAUCCCCGGCAGCGCAAACAACUGCUAAUCACCAUGCAGCGUGCAACAUUCACGAGGUGACCGCGGAUCGCAGCACACUUCUCCACAUUGCCGCCAGGCGAGGGCACCACGAGCUGAUCUCCCACCUGUGCCGCCGGGACAGCAGCCUCAGCUCUUCGGUUACCUCGUCUGGGGACACGCCGCUGCACUGCGCGGCGAGGAUGGGGCUCGCCGGCGCGGUAGGGGCCAUCGCCAGGCUGGCCCGCGACAACGUGGAGGAGCACAGACUGAGGGAGUUGCUGCGCAGCAGGAACGUCGACGGGGACACCGCGCUACAUCUCGCCGCGAGGCAUGGCCGUGGAAAGGCCGUGGAGCAGCUGAUGAAGGUGGCGCCGGAGACCGCGUCGGAGGUGAACGGCGCCGGCGUGUCGCCGCUCUACCUGGCGGUGAUGAGCAGGUCGGUGCGUGCGGUGAGCGCGAUUCUUUCUUGUAAGGAUGCGUCCGCCGCUGGCCCUAAUUCUCAGAAUGCGCUGCACGCUGCAGUUCUCCAGAGUUCAGAAAUGGUUAAAUUGCUACUAGAGUGGAAAGCAACACUUGCCAUCGAUAUUGAUAGCAACAAGAGCAACCCACUACAUUUUGCUUCAUCAGAUGGGGAUUUAUCCAUCAUCGAAGCAAUCUUAACUUGUUCGCCACCCUAUGCUCCACACAUGCAAGACAACCAGGGCCUAUCACCUUUGCACGUUGCAGCACUAAUGGGCCAUACGGCAGCAGUCCGCCUGCUGCUGCAAUUCUCUCCUGCCUCCGCAGACAUUCUCAAUAACCAAGGCCAAAGCUUUAUACAUGCAGCAUCUAUGAACGGCCAUUCUUCCAUCAUCUCACAUGUCGUGAAGAACGACAUGCUUGAGCAUCUUCUGAAUGCCCAAGACAAGGAGGGUAACACGCCGCUACAUUUAGCUGUGAUUGCAGGGGGGUACAAGGUUGUUUCUAUGCUAUUAUCAAGUGGAAAGGUGCAUACUAACAUCAUGAACAAUGCAGGCCAUACCCCUGCUGACCUUGUCAGAAAUUGCAAAGCUUUCUACUCAAUGGUAAGCUUAGUGGUGAAGUUAUGUGUCUCAGGAGCACUCUUCCAACCACAACGGCAAGACCUGAUAGAGAAAUGGAAUGCUCAGGACAUGAUGAAAUGGCGAGACACUACAUCUAAGAAUCUUGCCAUUGUCUCCACACUUGGCAAGGGGUUUCCUUCCCGGAGUUCGCUUGGAACGUGA
This is a messenger RNA of Oryza brachyantha (malo sina), 1410 nucleotides long. Its product is annotated as ankyrin-1-like. The transcript is spliced from 4 exons. Gene Ontology annotation, cellular component: plasma membrane. The coding region runs from base 1 to 1410 and encodes 469 amino acids. The record is from RefSeq and is a predicted model, not a curated record. NCBI's taxonomy places the organism in Eukaryota, Viridiplantae, Streptophyta, Magnoliopsida, Poales, Poaceae. Gene Ontology annotation, molecular function: protein phosphatase regulator activity; protein phosphatase 1 binding.